Durusdinium trenchii is the source of this 2382-nucleotide messenger RNA. NCBI's taxonomy places the organism in Eukaryota, Dinophyceae, Suessiales, Symbiodiniaceae. The record is from the annotation of a GenBank genome assembly.
AUGGCGGAACGGCUUGUUUUGUCCACCGCAGGCGACCGCUUGCAGCUCACCAUCCAGCAGGCGACCGCUUUGACCCGGCGGAUGCUGGGCUCGCCAUUCGUGUUAUCCGAUGCUAAGAGUUCAGCGUUUGGAGGGUUUCAAGGAGGACAAGGUUUCGCAGAUCGGAACCUGAAACGGAAACGAAACCGAUUGAGUGAAAUCGAUCGAGUCUUGACUUCCAAGACUUCAGAGGAUCACAGUGAUGUUGAGACACAUGAGACAGGGAUGUUGAACUUGAGGAGCAAAAGGUCUCGCAUCCCUGCAGUUCAGAACUUGAGCAAGCAGCUCGAAAGCAUUGGCGAGAUCCACAAGGAGGUGAAAAGCCAACUGGAGCCCAUGCAGCAGGAAUACCUCCGGAGGCUCGAGGAGGUCCGUUUCCUCGAAGCUCAAUGCCGACGCCUGGAUGUGCACUGCCGCCGCCUCGAAGAGCUCACCGUCGCGGCGGUCCGCACGCCACGCGAACGCCGCGAAGGGACGGGGACGCCGCGCCCAGUAGAGGAACCUGAAGAACCCAACGGCAAAGCCGCGCCCCCCCUGCCACCGCUGCCGCAACAGCUGGGCGACGAGGCGGUCGACGGCCUUGAAGGUUCCGCCACCGCGGUUCCGCGGAAUGCCUUGGGCGCGACCAGCGACGAGGACUUGUUGGUGGUGGCCACCGCGGCGUUGGCGGAUCACACCCGAGUGCUCUUCCUGGACGUCGAUGGCGUCCUGAACACGCAGAGCUCCAGAGAGGAGGAUGCGAACCACCUACCAGCACCAGAUAUCUUGCAGAAUCUGAAGUUUCUGGUGGAUAGCACGCAGUGCAAGAUCAUCCUCAGUUCCACUUGGCGCUUGAGCGACUACAAGAGGCAUCAAUUGGAUCACGUCUUCCUGCAGUACGGCUUGGCCAUCAAUGGUGCCACGCCCGAUUUAGAGAAGACCUGCAAGGGUGAUCGGGUGGAUGAGAUUCUGCUCUGGCUUGAGAUGCACGCCGCGAAGUCGGAGCCCGUCCAAGCCUGGGUGGCGGUGGAUGACAUGGACCUCUUGCGACAGAACCCUCGCCUCGAGGUGGAGAACUUUGUCCACACCAGCGAUGAGCGGGGUCUGGAUGUGCCAAAGAUGGAAGAAGCGUUGCGAAAGCUCUUAGCCCCCAACGAUCCCAACGCGACAGACGCAUGGAUCAGUGGUCGUUUCAUCCCGGUGGCGUCCAGAUCUGCAGCGCAGACUGUGGCCGUGGUCUAUGACACCCAAGGCCUUCCACAGCGCUCUGCUUCCUGGACCAUGCUGCCGACGCGCACGGCGGCACCGAAGCAGGGCUCCUUGCAGAACCUCAGACACGAGGCCGCCCAAGCCGCUGACGCACCGGUCCUCUUUAGCCCCUCACAGGAGAUGCUCCGUCGGGUCUACUCUGCACCACAGCUUCAGGUCUCCACCGAGCGCAUGUUCCAAUCCCGCGUCGAAGGGCAUGUUUCAUCUCGCCACUACGGCGGGGCCCGAGCAGAAGAUCCUGAGGCCAUUCGACCGCCGGGGUUCGGGUGGGCCGGACCCGAUGCACGCCAGGGCCUUCCAACAGGUGCGGCCUUCGUCACGCGCUUUGAAGCAACUCGGGGACGAGUACGCCCAGGCCGGGGGUCCAACGGCGACUUGUGCGACUGGCGCACGGAGACGGAGCUGAAUGCCUUCGUGCUCCCGACAGCGAGGACACCCGGUGCCCCGCCCCUAGUGAAGCAGGCCUUCCAGUCGCCCGCCGCUGGGCCAAGCUUCAGCACCAGCGGAAGGACUAGCAGCUGGGCCUUCUUCGGCCUUUGUGCUGCCUGUGGGGUGCAGAUCCUUUCGCGUGUGACUUGCGAGGCCAACUCUGGCAGCCUCAGUCGAAAGCCCGGUCGCCGGAACGAUUGGAACCAUCCACGCCUGGGCUACCGCAUUCACGGCGGCCCUGGCUGGAAUGGCUCACCGCACACCUACACGGAUCCGAUCCGCUGGGUCCAUCGCUUCCGCCGCCGCAUCCACAUCCGCCGAAAGGUGGAAGGCACCUCCGCCCGACCGCGGCUGGCGGUCUUCCGCUCGAAGACGCACAUGCAUGCCCUGGUCGUUGACGACACCAUUGGAACUGGCGUGGUCAUGGCACACGUGACCUCCAAACAGGCGGCUGCAGCGGAGAAGAUCCGCAGCAAGCAGGGCUGUGGGAAGGGCGAGGAGAAGACUUGGUCCAUCGAAGCAGCUGAGGUCAUAGGUGAAGAAGUCGCGAAGCAAUGCCUGGACAAGGGCAUCACCAUGGUGGUCUUCGACCGCGGGGGCUUCCGCUAUGAGGGCCGAGUGAAGGCUUUGGCUGAAGCAGCGCGCACCGGUGGUCUCCAGUUCUGA